Molecule: messenger RNA, 2549 nt
Organism: Salarias fasciatus (jewelled blenny)
Lineage: Eukaryota; Metazoa; Chordata; Actinopteri; Blenniiformes; Blenniidae
Gene: fzd8a
Product: frizzled class receptor 8a
Exons: 1
Coding region: 421-2166 (581 amino acids)
Biological process (GO): canonical Wnt signaling pathway; non-canonical Wnt signaling pathway
Cellular component (GO): plasma membrane
Molecular function (GO): Wnt-protein binding; Wnt receptor activity
Source: RefSeq, a predicted model, not a curated record
AUUUGUAUGGGAACGAGGACUGAGGUGGGACGAGCCGACUGAAUGUAGUCGCUGUGUGUGGAAGAAAGAAAGGAGGCCCACAUUUCUCCCUCCGUCUGCGGCGAUCGGACAGCAGCGCCUCGGGUUUUUUCUUUCUUUCUUUCUUUCUUUCGUUCUUUCUUUCUUUCCAUCGGAUCCGUUCCUGAGCGCCGUGCGGGGAUCCGGAGAGGAGCGCAUCGGAGGAGAGGCUGGAUUCUCCUCUCAGCCAUCUUGACUGGCGCUCGCCCCCCUGGAGGCUGUUUUCUCUCCUCCUCGGCUCAGAGUAAACACGGCGGGCGCACCGCUUGCAACUCCGCGCGCGAGGAGCGACAUGGGCUCGAUACGCGGCGUGUGACCGGAGCGGAGGCCGUUUGCGAGCGGGGCUGAAGAAGAGCCGGAGACAUGGACCUGUUUGGGAUCUACCUGCUCCUCUCAGUCGCUCUCCUUCCCCGAUCCAGCUGCACCACGGCCAAGGAGAUCACCUGCCAGGAGAUCGCCGUGCCGCUGUGCAAAGGGAUCGGCUACAACUACACCUACAUGCCCAACCAGUUCAACCACGACACGCAGGACGAGGCAGGGCUGGAGGUGCACCAGUUCUGGCCUCUGGUGGAGAUCCAGUGCUCCCCGGACCUCAAGUUCUUCCUGUGCAGCAUGUACACCCCGAUCUGCCUGGAGGACUACAAGAAGCCGCUUCCCCCGUGCCGGAGCGUGUGCGAGCGCGCCCGGGCCGGCUGCGCGCCGCUCAUGCGGCAGUACGGCUUCCCGUGGCCGGACCGGAUGAAGUGCGACCUGCUGCCGGUGCAGGGGAACCCGGACACGCUGUGCAUGGACUACAACCGGACCGACUCCACCACCGUGUCCCCGGUGCUGUCCAAACCCACCAACCACCCCGGGAGGAGUUACAACCCGCCCAAAGCCAAGCCCGGCAGACCCGGCGUGCCCGGGAAGCACGUCCCGGCCGCCGCGCCGUGCGAGCCGGGCUGCAAGUGUCUGGAGCCCAUGGUGCCUGUGAACACCGACCGCCACCCGCUGUACAACCGGGUCAAGACCGGGCAGAUCCCCAACUGUGCCAUGCCGUGCCACAACCCCUUCUUUACGCACGACGAGCGCGCCUUCACCGCCUUCUGGAUCGGGCUCUGGUCCGUGCUGUGCUUCGUGUCCACCUUCGCCACCGUGGCCACGUUCCUCAUCGACAUGGAGCGCUUCAAGUACCCGGAGAGACCCAUCAUCUUCCUGUCCGCCUGCUACAUGUUCGUGUCGGUGGGCUACAUCGUGCGCCUGAUCGCCGGGCACGAGAAGGUGGCGUGCAGCCGCGACUUCGACACGGAGCACAUCCACUACGAGACCACCGGGCCCGCGCUCUGCACCGUGGUCUUCCUGCUCAUCUACUUCUUCGGCAUGGCCAGCUCCAUCUGGUGGGUCAUCCUGUCGCUCACCUGGUUCCUGGCGGCGGGGAUGAAGUGGGGGAACGAGGCGAUCGCGAGCUACUCGCAGUACUUCCACCUGGCCGCCUGGCUCAUCCCCAGCAUGAAGUCCAUCGCGGUGCUCGCGCUCAGCUCCGUGGACGGCGACUCGGUGGCCGGCAUCUGCUACGUGGGGAACCAGAACCUGGACAACCUGCGGGGCUUCGUGCUGGCCCCGCUGGUCAUUUACCUCUUCAUCGGCACCAUGUUCCUCCUGGCCGGGUUCGUGUCGCUGUUCCGGAUCCGCAGCGUCAUCAAGCAGGGCGGCACCAAGACGGACAAGCUGGAGAAGCUGAUGAUCCGGAUCGGCAUCUUCACGGUGCUCUACACGGUGCCGGCCACCAUCAUCGUCGCGUGCUACUUCUACGAGCAGCACAACAGGACGGGCUGGGAGGUUACGCACACCUGCGCCAACUGCCUGCUGGAGCGCGAGCGCAGCAGUCCGGACUAUGCAGUUUUCAUGCUGAAGUACUUCAUGUGCCUUCUGGUGGGCAUCACCUCCGGGGUGUGGAUCUGGUCCGGGAAGACCCUGGACUCGUGGAGGACGUUCUGCACCCGCUGCUGCUGGGGCAGCAAGGGCACGAGCGGCUCCAUGUACAGCGACGUGAGCACGGGACUGACGUGGAGGUCGGGCACGGCCAGCUCCGUGUCCUGCCCCAAGCAGAUGCCGCUGUCCCAGGUUUGAUGGGAGGGGAGGGGGGCAGGUCCAGUCCGGCUCAGACCGGGGCUCCUCUGGGCAUUACUUCUUAAAGCUUCACACAAAGAGCAUUUGGGGGGAUUUUCUAUGACCACGUUGUCAACACAGUGCCAGAAAAUGUACAAUUCAAUCACAUCAAAGAUGGUUUAAAUUAAGCCUUAAUAGAGCCCAAGUAUUUUCUACGGGUCAUUGUUUUUUUCUUUGUAAUUUCAAAUGUAUUUAUAUAAAAGUUGUGUAUAAAAACAUGUACAUUUGUGUAUAAAAGAAAAAAGUUUAUAAGAUAAGUGUAAAUUUGUACAAAGUGUAGAUGUCUCCAUUUUUGGUGAGAAAGCAAAAUAUGAACUUUAUUUUGACAAUAAAACCUUUGAUAA